Messenger RNA from Betta splendens (Siamese fighting fish), 3430 nucleotides. It is a transcript of the gene mapkapk2a, whose product is annotated as MAPK activated protein kinase 2a. The transcript has 10 exons. Gene Ontology annotation, molecular function: mitogen-activated protein kinase binding; ATP binding; calcium/calmodulin-dependent protein kinase activity. Gene Ontology annotation, cellular component: nucleus; cytoplasm. NCBI's taxonomy places the organism in Eukaryota, Metazoa, Chordata, Actinopteri, Anabantiformes, Osphronemidae. Bases 761 to 1921 code for a protein of 386 amino acids. The record is from RefSeq and is a predicted model, not a curated record. Gene Ontology annotation, biological process: peptidyl-serine phosphorylation; response to cytokine; toll-like receptor signaling pathway.
UUCAAACUAAUGUAGGCGAGGAGUUAGUUUACUUUAAAACUGAGGCAAUAGAUGUGCGGCGCGUUACUGGAGCAGACGAGGCAAACGACAAACACCGAGAUAAGCGGUGGAGCGAUAGAUUAAACGUUUGACAGCAGCGGCUUCACAUUUGCGCGGCCGCGUCCCGACUCUUACAUAAAGCGCGCGGCUCCUUUAAGGCUGAAAGCCCCGGGGCGUGACGUCACAGGUGGAACCAGCUCUGGCUGGGCGUCUGGCCGUCGGAAAGUGAACCGUGUUUGGCGUGUGGCUGCUCUCUGUGAGUUUUUCUCUCCCCCCCUGUUGUCUUGUGUUCCUGUGUUUCUGUCGCCCGUUUAACUCCACUCGCGAGUUCUUUUACGCGUUGAAUUAAGAAGCCCAGCGCCGUAGCCGAUUUUAUGCGACGUCUCAGAAAAGUUCCCGAAGUGCUCUUUGAGGAACCGGUGGACGGCGGACACCACCGGAGAUGGAUAAGCUAACCGAUAGCUGACUUGUUAGCCGAGAAUCACAGGUCAAGAAUAGGCUCCGGCUAGCAUGCUAGCAGAUAGCUAAUUUAGCAUUUUAACGAGCUACGCGAGUGACUUUGUGACGCCGUAACGUCGAAAGUAGCGGCGGUUCGUCCUCGGGCCUGGCUGCUGCUCCGAGGUCGGUCACAAAGCGGCUAACCCAGGAAGAAGACGCGGUCCGCACUACGAGGAAACGGGGUUUCGCCGAGCGGCGACGGUUCCUCUCUCGCACCGACAGCAUGUUGUCCAACGCGCAGAACCAGCCGCUGUUUCCCAACCCGGCGGGACAGCAGAACCCGGCCGGCCAGCAGAACCCGGCGGGCCAGUUUGCCCCCUUCCGACCCAAUUUGGUGAUCAAGAAGAACGCCAUCACAGACGACUACAAGGUGACCAGCCAGGUGCUCGGGCUGGGAAUCAAUGGCAAAGUGCUCGAAAUCUUCCAGAAGAAGACCGGGGACAAGUACGCGCUGAAGAUGCUGCAGGAUUGUUCCAAAGCCCGCAGGGAGGUGGAACUACACUGGAGGGCAUCACCGUGCUCCAAUAUUGUGCGGAUUGUUGACGUUUAUGAGAACCUCUAUCAGACCAGAAAGUGUCUGCUCAUCGUCAUGGAGUGCAUGGAUGGUGGUGAACUUUUUAGUCGAAUUCAGGAUAGGGGAGACCAGGCCUUCACAGAGAGGGAGGCAUCUGACAUCAUGAAGAGCAUAGGAGAGGCCAUCCAGUUCCUGCAUGCAAUUAACAUUGCACACAGAGAUGUCAAGCCAGAGAACCUAUUGUAUUCAUCAAAGAGGCCCAAUGCCCUCCUCAAACUUACAGACUUUGGCUUUGCUAAGGAAACCACAUCUCAUAACUCCUUAGCUACUCCCUGCUACACACCCUACUAUGUUGCGCCAGAGGUUCUGGGCCCAGAGAAGUAUGAUAAGUCGUGUGACAUGUGGUCACUGGGUGUUAUUAUGUAUAUCUUGUUGUGUGGGUACCCUCCCUUUUAUUCCAACCAUGGUCUAGCUAUCUCUCCUGGGAUGAAGAAGAGGAUCAGAAUGGGUCAGUACGAGUUUCCCAACCCUGAGUGGUCCGACGUCUCAGAAGAAGCUAAGCAGCUAAUCAGAACGCUCCUAAAGACUGAGCCAACCCAAAGAAUGACCAUCACAGAGUUUAUGAAUCAUCCAUGGAUCAAUUCAAUGGAAGUUCCCCAGACCCCACUUCACACCAGUCGCGUGCUAAAGGAGGAGAAAGACGCCUGGGAGGAUGUCAAGGAGGAAAUGACCAGUGCCUUGGCAACAAUGAGAGUGGACUACGAGCAAAUCAAAAUCAAGACCAUUGAGGACUCUACCAACCCACUGCUAAAUAAACGGAGGAAGAAAGCCAGUAAUGCCACAGCGGACCCACAGCCUGCAGCCCACUGAAACAUGCACGCAUGCAUGCACGCACAUAUAGACACAGGUUGUAAAAAGGAAGCAAUAAUUUGUCGACAAGAGUCGCAUUGCAUGGAUUUUCUCAGUGUUUUAUUUUUAAUGGCAAAUUCUAAUGUUUUGUAGGAGUGUUGUUUUUAUUACUCUUCUCAUUUUAACAAACCCACCUCUGCUCUGACAGGGAGGAUGUUCUUCUGUGUUUUUAUGUCACUGAAGAGAUUAAGACUUCUGUUAAGGGGGAGCAGAGGGACUCGUUGAGAUCUCCCCCCUCUUUACCCAAAUGUCAGGUUGUGUACUUGGGAGGGGCUUGAACGAUGGAUUAGGACCUGAGGCCUAGCGUUGGCACUAGUUCUUUCAUUCUGUCACCCUGUUCCAGCUCUAGCCCCAAACCUGUGAAUGUUGUAUCAAAUGGCUAAAUCCCAAAAAUCAAAGUAAGGGAAGGUUUCUUUAUGUACAUGCAAAGUAAGCAGAUGUGUAUUGAACUGACAAGUGGAAUGUAAAGACUCUGUCCUUGACCUGUGGAAUCAGCGGGAAACUGUUGUUGGUUUCCUGGGACUUGGACAGGGUCCGUGUGUCGGGUUCAGUUUAUCUUUGUGAAUGUCGAACAGAAGCCAGUGCGCUCGCACAUUCAGACGCCACUUCGUAGCCCCUCUCUCUCCCGUUCGGAUCUGUGCUUGUGUUUUAGGUACAGUUUACGAGGACAGAAGGAUGGAAUGUUAAAGAACACAAACUGGCUCGUCUCCUCUCCUGCAUGUAGCUCACAGGAGAGUGGGAGCCAGCUGAUACUGUAUUUUUACAUGGAUUUUAUGAUAGCCUAGGCCUUACUGAGUGUUGCUCAGCAGUAAAAGAUGUUUAAUCCCUACCUACCAUUUUGUUUAGGCUUCACCAAUGUUAUGCUUCACGAUUUGUAACGAUGCCAGGUUAUAUUUCAGGUCAAUGCUAUGCAGAUGUUUGCCACCUUGAAGUACUGCUUGAACAUCUUUUCUGUCGGCGUCUAUUUCUGUUUGUGGACGUGUUGAAGAGGCGUAGAACUGUGUAUGCGUGAGCAGUAGCAACACUCUAGGUAGUUAAACAGGUGCACCAUGUCACCUUUCUGGAGGCUCAGUGGGACUAAUCUGGUGCAGUGUUUUCCCAGCACAACUCUCCCCCUCAUCCUGCAGGAAUGUUAGGGAGUAAAGAGUACAUAAGAGCUGCUCGUGUUCCCUGAGCAGCCUCUGACUUACCACCAGCAAGAUGACGCGCCUUCCUUAAUGUGUUCAGUUGAUGCAUCGGGACGCAUUCCAGCUCACUUGGGUCACGUGGGUAAAUGGUUGUCAGAUUAAUUCACUUCACUUUGUAAAAUCACAUCCAAACUGUAAAAAAUGUUCAUUCAAUGUUUGUGACAAUGUUCUUCCCUAUUUGUUUUGUUUUUUUUGUAGUGGAACCACACAUUUUCUGUUCAGAUCCACAUGCCGUACUUUUGUCUGCUUCAGCUUUGGAUUAAAAAAAAUGAGAAAACACAAA